Molecule: messenger RNA, 2451 nt
Organism: Caenorhabditis sp. 36 PRJEB53466
Lineage: Eukaryota; Metazoa; Nematoda; Chromadorea; Rhabditida; Rhabditidae
Source: the annotation of a GenBank genome assembly
AUGCUGAUAGUCUUAUUAGUCAGCUUACUGUCGUCAGUUGAGGGAGUGUUUGAGUGCAGCUCCCAUGAGACGACAGCAUUCGUCCGAAUCCCCCGCGCUCGUCUUGAUGGAACCCCCGUCGUUAUUUCCACAGCAGGUUGACCUAUUUCUUAUUCUAAUACUCAUUUAUUCAUUGAUUUAGGACAUGAUUUGACCUGCGCGCAGUACUGCAGGAAUAAUAUAGAGCCGACGACAGGAGCUCAACGUGUUUGCGCUUCUUUCAACUUCGACGGAAGAGAAACCUGUUAUUUCUUUGAUGACGCUGCUACUCCAGCUGGAACAUCACAGCUUACCGCCAAUCCAUCUGCCAAUAACUUCUAUUACGAGAAGACUUGCAUUCCUAAUGUGUCUGCUCAUGAAGCUUGCACUUACCGUUCCUUCUCAUUCGAGCGUGCUCGCAACACUCAAUUGGAAGGAUUCGUUCGCAAAUCUGUGAAGGUCGAGACCCGCGAACACUGCUUGUCCGCUUGUCUUAAAGAAAAGGAGUUCGUCUGCAAAUCGGUCAACUUCCAUUACGCCGACAAUCUUUGCGAGCUCUCGGUCGAAGACAAGAGAUCCAAACCUACCCAUGUCCGCAUGUCUGAAGGUAUCGACUACUAUGACAACAACUGCCUCUCUCGUCAGAACAGAUGCGGACCAUCUGGAGGAAACUUAGUUUUCGUGAAAACCACCAACUUUGAAAUUCGUUAUUAUGAUCAUACUCAGUCUGUUGAAGCCCAAGAGUCGUAUUGUCUUCAGAAGUGUUUGGAUUCCUUGAACACUUUUUGCCGGUACGAAAAAAGCCUUUUGUUUGUAUUAAAUCGUCUUUUGCAGUUCGGUCGAAUUCAACCCGAAGGAAAAAAACUGCAUAGUUUCCGACGAAGAUACUUUUUCACGAGCUGACCAACAAGGACAAGUUGUCGGAAAGGAUUAUUACGAGCCAAUUUGUGUGGCAGGUAAGAAAAGAACAAUUCCAAUCGUGCGUAUCAGCAUGUGACGAUGUUUACAGCCGACCUGUCCUCGUCCACAUGCCGUCAACAGGCCGCUUUCGAAAGAUUUAUAGGAUCGUCUAUUGAAGGAGAAGUAGUUGCUUCUGCUCAGGGAGUCACCAUCUCCGACUGCAUUUCUCUCUGCUUCCAGGUACAGGCUUUCAGCGAUAAUUUAAUAUACAGUGUUUUCUUUCAGAAUCUCAACUGCAAGUCAAUCAACUAUGACCGUACUGCUUCUUCUUGCUUCAUCUACGCUGUCGGUAGACAGGAUGCCAAUAUCAAAACCAACCCAUCCAUGGAUUACUAUGAGUUCAACUGUGAGUCUCAAUUUGGAGGAAUGGCUCUGUGCACUAACGAAGGAAUCCGCUUCAUUGUCAAUACCAAAGAGCCAUACACCGGAGCCAUAUACGCAGCUGAACGAUUCUCCACUUGCUCUCAGGUCGUUGAGAAUGCCAAGCAAAUCUCGAUCACGUUCCCACCACCAACUGUCACUUCCGACUGUGGUACUGUCAUCCGUGAUGGAAAGAUGGAAGCUCUUGUUGUUGUCUCUCUCGACGGUGUCUUACCUCACCAAGUUACCACCGAGUGGGAUCGCUUUUACCGUGUCUCUUGUGACGUUUCAAUGGACAAAAUGGUGAAGGAAGGAUCUGUCGUAGUGACAACCAUCUACGAGGCUUCUUCUCAAAACACCACCGUCUUAGAUGUUGCCACUCCACCACCUGUGACCGCCGAACUUCAAAUUUUGAACCAACUAGAGGAGCCAUUGCACAAAGCCUCGAUUGGAGACCCACUUCUUCUCGUUAUCACUUCCGAACAGGCUGGGCCCCACAAUAUGAUGGUCACCGAGUGCACAGCCACCCGUGUCGGAGGUUUCGGAGACUCCGUUCCAUUCACUCUUAUUGAGAACGGAUGCCCACGCUAUCCAGCUCUGGUUGGGCCAGUUGAACAAGAUUUUGACAAGAACAGACUCAAGUCUGAUCUGAGAGCCUUCCGUCUUGAUGGGUCGUAUGAUGUGCAGAUUGUUUGCUCUAUUAUGUUCUGCGCAGGACCAAAUGGUUGCCCAGUCUCCAAUUGUCUGGACUCGGGAACCAAUGAACUCUUCAUGUCGCACGGAAGGAAAAAGAGAUCUUCGAACCCGGAAGCAGGAGAGACAGAGGAAAGACUAUCUGCCAUAAUUCGUGUAUUCGCGAAAGGAGAGGAUGAAGAAGAGAACACGUUUGGAAAAAACACGACGUUCAACGGGUAAUAUCCUGCGAUAAUGAAACUGGUAUUAAAAAAUAUAUAUUUCAGCUUGCAAGAAAACUCUGAAACGGUGUGCGUUGGAGAGACAUGGUUCGUAGGAUCAGUGGUUACAGUUUCCGUCAUCUGCUUAUUUUUGUCUACGCUCAUCGUAGUUUGGGGAUGCCACAAUAUUAACACCACAUCAACCAAAAAUAUGGCAUAG